Coprinopsis cinerea okayama7#130 is the source of this 1434-nucleotide messenger RNA. Its product is annotated as transfer RNA nucleotidyltransferase. NCBI's taxonomy places the organism in Eukaryota, Fungi, Basidiomycota, Agaricomycetes, Agaricales, Psathyrellaceae. The coding region runs from base 1 to 1434 and encodes 477 amino acids. Gene Ontology annotation, biological process: tRNA 3'-terminal CCA addition. The record is from RefSeq and is a predicted model, not a curated record. Gene Ontology annotation, molecular function: RNA binding; ATP:3'-cytidine-cytidine-tRNA adenylyltransferase activity. The transcript has 8 exons.
AUGGGCCUGCCAUUCGCAGAACAUCUCGCAGAAUUUGCAAAAACAAAGGGCAUAGCAACAGGAACGAUCGCAAAGAUUGCACAAAACCCAGAUCAAUCGAAGCAUCUCGAAACUGCAACACUCAAAUUGUAUGGAUUGGAUAUAGACUUGGUGAACUUGAGAAGCGAAGAGUAUGCAGAAAACAGUCGGAUACCCACUGGAGUUUCGUUCGGAACCCCGUUGGAAGACGCGAAGAGGCGGGACAUCACCAUCAAUGCCCUAUUCUACAAUGUCCACACUCACUCCGUGGAAGACUUCACGGAGAAGGGUCUAGACGAUCUCCGCGAUGGUUUAAUUCGUACCCCCCUUCCACCAAAAGAAACCUUCAAGGAUGACCCACUUCGUGUUCUUCGUUGCGUAAGAUUUGCCAGCAGGUUUGGGUUCGAUCUUGUCGACGAAAUAUCCAGCGCUGCGAAGGAUCCAGUCAUCCAAGAUGCGCUUGUCACCAAGGUGACUCGUGAGCGAGUGGGUGUCGAACUCAGUAAGAUGCUGAAAGGUCGAGACCCGCUGAGAUCUAUAGAACUUAUCCAUCAACUCUCGCUCUUCACCCCUAUCGUUUCUGCCCUUCCCUCUGAGAUCUUGGCCACUCUGUCCAACAGACCAAAGGACCCUGAACUCGCUCGCCGAAACGCAACUGUCCUCAGCCUCCUUCUCGACCCAAUCGAUGAUCAAAUCCCACCAUUGCAUCCCAUAUACUACAGAUACCUCCGUGCUGACGCGACGACUCGUGCUCGACUGUACCUUGCUUCCUUCUUGACGCCCUAUCUUUCUCUCACAUACCUUGAUAAGAAGCGGAAAGCCCUGCCUGCUGUAGAGGCUGUCAUCCGAGAGGCUCUCAAACUCGGCACUCAAAACCAUUUCCUUGAUGGAGUGCCUUUCCUGUUUUCUGCUGUUCCCAAAGUCCGUCAGUUCUUACUCGAGUAUCCCACCUUCUACACGGAACAUAAGAGGUCGCGAAUUGGUAUGUUUUUGAGGCACAAAAACAUUCACCACCUCAAUGCUGGGGUGCAUUGGUCUUCGUCUUUCUUGUUCUCCUUGGUGACAGAGAUGGGUGAGCUUUACGACCUUAACGCAGAUAAGCUUGACGUCGAUCGAGCCUCGGCUCUGGUUGAACGGUAUAACCAAUUUGCUACCCUGGUGGAAGAACUGGAACUUUACGAUGCCGGGGAAAUGCGACCGCUUCUUGAUGGGAGGGAGGUAUCUACUGCGCUGGGUGCUAAGAAGGGAGGCCCUUGGCUAGCAGAAGCGCUGUCUAAAGUGGUCGAGUGGCAAUUGGAUAACCCUCAACAAAACAAAGAACAAUGUACGGCAUGGCUUAAGCGAGAGCGGGAGGAAGGUCGGAUACAGAUCGAUGAGUUGGUGGAACCUACCUCUAAACGACCUCGGAAGAAGUAA